UACUGUAUCUCUUCUAUGUUGUACUAUACUCAUCGGAAAUGUUCUCCUCGCCAUCUUGUAAAAUCCUUUCUUGUCGUCUUUUCUGGUAGGUGCACGUGGAAAUCCAAGAUGUCGUCACACUUGAAUUGGAUGAUAAUCCGCGACAAUAAUGCCUUCCUUCUCAAAAAGCGCAAUAUCAACAAGCCGUUUUCUACGGAAGCUAAUAACUUGACGAAUCUGAGUAGUUACCGCUACUCUGGUUUGGUUCACCGUAAGAGCGUCGGCAUAGUUGAUACUCCUGACAAAAAGGGAUUCACAGUUGUCUACAAGAAAGCUAAGGCAGUCAAUAAGCCUGCCAAAGCUACUGUGAAGAGUACAAUGAAGGCAGGAGCUCGUCGUUCUCUUCACAAGUUGAAAAUUCUGCUUAGAAAAAAUAAAUAUCGUGUAGAUCUUACCAAGGCUGCACUGAGACGAGCCAGCGCUGUACUGCGAUCGCAGAAACCUCUUCCUGCUAAGAAGACACGAACCACUAAAAAGACCGAUUAAUUUGUACACUUUAUUAAAUAUACAUUAUAAAUUCAAAUAUUUGUUAUGAGCGAUGUAUUCUGUAAAGUAAAUGUGCUCUAGCUUUUUAAG
Monomorium pharaonis (pharaoh ant) is the source of this 615-nucleotide messenger RNA. RefSeq names its product 60S ribosomal protein L28 (gene RpL28). Lineage: Eukaryota; Metazoa; Arthropoda; Insecta; Hymenoptera; Formicidae. The transcript has 4 exons. Gene Ontology annotation, molecular function: structural constituent of ribosome. Gene Ontology annotation, biological process: translation. Bases 16 to 525 code for a protein of 169 amino acids. The record is from RefSeq and is a predicted model, not a curated record. Gene Ontology annotation, cellular component: cytosolic large ribosomal subunit; ribosome.